CUAAUUUAAAAAUACAUUUCAAACGGUGAUACCUUUCUGUUAGAGGACGUUUAUUAUAAAUAUAUCGAUUUAUACCAUUUGAAGUAUUUAUAAAGAAAACGAUAAAAAAAAAAAAAAAUUGACGAGACACUGCAUAUUAUAUUCAAAGCAUACAUGUAUAAUAUUUAAGUAUGCAUGGACGUUAGUAUGACUCACAAGAUAAUGUCAUUUGUCUACGAUGCAGCGACUAUGAUUUUAUAAGCGUUCUAGUAUCGGUAUAAACUCAAAAAGGAUUAAACAUGAACGUGUAUGAUUUACGUGACGGGCCUCCUUUAUUGCAAGCAAUAUUUCAUGGAGAUGUAGAAGAGGUUCGUGCAUUAUUAUCAAGACAAGAGGAUAUUAAUUGGCUAGAUCAUGAACAACGUUCUCUUUUGCAUGCAGCAGCGUAUACUGGAGAUGAAAAUAUUAUAGAAACUUUAUUAUUAAAUGGCGCAUCAGUCAAUAUUAAGGAUAAAAAAUGGUUAACACCAUUACACAGAGCUUGCUGUUCAAGCAAACCUUCUGUAGUAAAUGUAUUGUUAAGGUAUAAAGCAGAUGUAAACAAUAGAGAUCGAAGUUGGCAAACACCUUUACAUGUUGCAGCUGCAAAUAAUGCUGUAGAAUGCGUAGAACUUAUGAUUCCUUAUGUGUUAAAUAUAAAUGUAACAGACAGGGGUGGAAGAACAAGCCUACAUCAUGCUGCUUAUAAUGGUCAUUUAGAAAUGGUAGAAUGUUUAACUCAAGCUUGUUGCGUAGUAAAUGCAGCUGAUAAAAAAGACAGAAGAGCUUUGCAUUUUGCAGCAUAUAUGGGUUAUGAUAAAAUUGUCAAAUUACUAAUUGAAAAGGGAGCUGAUGUAGAUGUUAAAGAUCGCGAUUUAUAUACUCCAUUACACGCAGCUGCUGCAUCUGGGAACGUUGAAUGCAUGCAUGCUUUAAUUAAAGGUGGUGCAGAUAUAGAAUCCAAAAAUGUAUAUGGCAAUACACCUUUGCAUAUUGCUUGUUUGAAUGGACAUGUAGAUGCAGUUUCAGAGCUCAUUGCCAAUGGUGUUAAUAUUGAAACUAUAAAUUACCAAGGUCAAACACCACUUCAUAUUGCUGCUGCUAGUACACAUGGUGUUCACUGCUUAGAAAUGUUACUUCAUGCAGGAUUAAGAAUAAAUGUUCAGUCUGCAGAUGGACGCACACCAUUACACAUGACUGCGAUUCAUGGAAGAUUUACUCGUUCAAAAAGUUUACUAGAUGCAGGUGCUAUACCUGAUAUAAAUGACAAAAAUGGAAAUACUGCCUUACACAUUGCUGCUUGGUUUGGUCACGAGUGCUUAACCACAACAUUACUUGAAUAUGGAGCAUCACCUGCAGCCCGUAACACAACUCAACGUACUCCUCUACAUCUCAGUUGUUUAGCGGGUCACAUAGAAGUAUGCAGAAAAUUAUUGCAAGUUGAUAGUCAACUUAUAGACUCAAAGGAUUUAGGAGGUAGAACACCGCUGCAUUUGGCAGCAUUAAAGGGUUCUGUAGUUUGUCUGGACUUAUUGUUAUCUAGUGGAGCUAAUUUUAGAUUAACCGAUAACGAAAAUAAGUUAGCUUUACAUUUAGCAGCUGGUCAAGGUCACUACUAUUGUGUUUUUACUUUGGUUGGAUUUGGUAGUGAUUCUAAUGCCCAAGAUGUGAAUGGUGCUACUCCUCUUCAUUUAGCUGCAGCAGCAACAAAUUGUUCGGCAAAUUCUUGUGCACAGUGCGUACAAUACUUAUUAAAGCAUAGAGCAGAUCCGCAAGUAGGUGAUAGACGUGGAUUUACAGCUAUACAUUAUGCAGUAUCUGCUGGUAAUCAAUCAGCAUUAGAAUCAUUGUUACAAGCUACACUACCAGGUUCAAUUACUGCCAAAAAGGAAUCACAAUUACCAUUACUCACACCAUUACAUCUUGCGGCAUAUCAUGGUCAUAGCGAAAUAUUGAGGUUAUUAUUACCUUUAUUUCCAAAUACUAAUAUCAAAGAAGGUAGUGGUAAAACACCAUUAGAUUUAGCAUCUUAUAAAGGUCAUGAAAAAUGUGUUCAGAUGUUAUUAAAUUGUGGUGCUUCGGUUUCAGUUGAAGAUUCUAUUACUAAACGUACGCCAGUACACUGUGCAGCAGCUACAGGUCAUAUUAAAUGUUUACAACUUUUAUUGGAAAGAACAGAAGAUAUAAAUGUAAUAAAUCGUUACGAUGCAAAACGUCGCACAGCUUUAACAUUAGCUGUAGCUAAUAGUAGAACAGAAUGUGCAAGUUUACUUUUGAAAUACAAUGCAGAUUGCAAUUUACCCGAUAUGAAUAAACAUACACCAUUAUUUCGGGCAGUAGUCAAUGCGAGAGAUCAUGAAUUAGUAGAUUUAUUGUUAUCACAUGGGGCUCGUGUUGCUAUACAGGAUACAAAUGGAAAAACACCAUUGCAUUUAGCUGCUGCAUGUGGAAGAUUGAAAGCUUUAGCUGCAUUAAUUAACGCUGAUCCAAUGGCAGCGACGUUAAAAGACGAUCAAGGUUGCAUAGUACUUCAUUGGGCUUGUUACAAUGGAAAUUCUAAUUGUGUAGAAUAUCUCUUAGAACAAAAUGUUAUUGAUUCUUUAGAGGGUAAUCCUUUCUCUGCUGUUCAUUGUGCUGCUUAUCAAAAUUCAGCGCAUUGCUUGGAUUUGUUAAUAAAUAAAUUUGGUGGACAGACAGUUGCAGCUCUAAGAGAUGCUCAAGCUGGUCGACUUCCUUUACACGUCGCUACUAGCGCGGGGUCGGUUGAAUGUGCACGACUCAUUUUAAGUUCUGUUGGACCUGAGUUGGCCGGGCUCGAGGAUUUAGAUCAUUACGGUCGGACACCCCUUCUAUGCGCUGCUGUUAAUGGACAAUGCAAUGCAAUCGAACUGUUACUCGAGUGGAAAGCGAAUGUUCGUGCCGUUGAUGCCAAUAAGAAUACAGCGUUGCACUUAGCUUGUCAAAGACGCCAUUCCGCUGCUGCUUUACUUCUUUUAGAUUGGAUUGCUUCAAUUAGUUGCUUAGAAAAUGCUCAACAAUUGCAACAACAACGUGUAGCAGUAAUUAAUAUGACUAACAAACAACAGAGAACACCCUUGCACUUGGCAGCAAGAAAUGGUCUUGUAAGGGUAACACGAAAAUUGCUUGAAUUAGGAGCAAGUGUUAUCGCUAUAGAUGCUGAGGGUCUUACUCCAGCACUUGCAUGUGCUCCAAGUCCAGCGGUAGCUCGUUGUUUGGCUACUAUACUUGCUGCUCAUGGUCAACAUUGGGAAACAACUCAACAUUCACCGUCUAUACAACAAACGUCAGAAGUUUAUUUGAAUGGAAGAAGUGGGGAUUCACAACACAGUUCAGAUUCAGAAUUCUACUGACAGCAGGUAACACGCUUAGACCAUCAAGCGUAUCAAGAUAUAAAUGCUGGUUCUAUUCAUGGUGACAUUGAAACUGCCAGACUACUUUGGGCAAGCUGUUGGCUUUUUUCAAUUUUUGCAUAAUAAUUCCCUCACCCCGCCCCAGUUGUUGAAAGUAGGCAAUACCGAUGUGAUAGUUAGUCUCAAACAAAUAAUGAUCAUGACAAUACCCGCAUUUACCCUAUUGAAACAUUGAAUCUACUCAUUUUACACAUAGUUAAUAAUGGUAACUAUUGAUAAAAACAAAUACUCUUUAAUUUUUCGAAAGAAACACCAAUGAUUAUGUCUUAAAAUUUGAAUGAUAAAAUUUUUGUUAAUGAGAAAAACAACAAACAUUAAUAGGAAUUAAUUUAUAUGCGUUGUACAAACAAUAAUUCUAAAAUAUCCUACGAAACAACAUUUUAUACGAGCAAAACCAAGCAAUUAUAUUGUCAAAUGGUUUGAAUAGUUCAAGAAUUUUGAAACGGCUAGUUUAAGAUUAAGCUAAUCAUGUGCCAGAUGUGGCUAAUAAGAAAAUAUUUUUUAAAGUAGUUAUUAUAUUUUCCUAAUUUUUAGAUAAAAUUAUUAUCGAUUAUCAAGUAAAAAAAAAAUGAUAAUUACUCUAUAUAUAUAUAUCUUAUCAAACGUGUAUAUUUACAAGUGACAUAACAAAGGCAGUGUUGUUGAGAUCAAGGAAAUAUUGAUGAUGCAUCAAAAACAAAAAAAAGGUAAACGAAAAAAAAGAAAAAAGAAUAAAAUUUGUCAAAAAUUGUAAAAUAAUAAUUAUUUCGGAUAUGUAUUAUUGCCUAUAUUUACUAAAAUAGAUAAAAUAAACAACUUU
This is a messenger RNA of Vespa crabro (European hornet), 4248 nucleotides long. Its product is annotated as serine/threonine-protein phosphatase 6 regulatory ankyrin repeat subunit A-like. The coding region runs from base 279 to 3389 and encodes 1036 amino acids. Gene Ontology annotation, cellular component: cytoplasm. NCBI's taxonomy places the organism in Eukaryota, Metazoa, Arthropoda, Insecta, Hymenoptera, Vespidae. The record is from RefSeq and is a predicted model, not a curated record. The transcript is spliced from 17 exons. Gene Ontology annotation, molecular function: protein binding.